Messenger RNA from Neltuma alba, 935 nucleotides. Its product is annotated as 60S ribosomal protein L10. The transcript has 5 exons. Bases 59 to 721 code for a protein of 220 amino acids. NCBI's taxonomy places the organism in Eukaryota, Viridiplantae, Streptophyta, Magnoliopsida, Fabales, Fabaceae. Gene Ontology annotation, cellular component: ribosome. The record is from RefSeq and is a predicted model, not a curated record. Gene Ontology annotation, molecular function: structural constituent of ribosome. Gene Ontology annotation, biological process: translation.
UCCAUUUCUAGGGUUUUCGCAGCAGUGGCUGGCCACGAGGCGAAGAAGAAGGCUAAUCAUGGGAAGGAGACCUGCGAGAUGUUAUCGCCAGAUAAAGAACAAGCCAUACCCGAAAUCUCGAUUUUGCCGUGGUGUACCUGACCCAAAGAUCAGGAUUUAUGAUGUUGGGAUGAAAAAGAAAGGGGUUGAUGAGCUCCCUUUCUGUGUGCAUCUUGUAUCUUGGGAGAAGGAGAAUGUUUCAAGUGAAGCUCUUGAGGCUGCGCGUAUAGCAUGCAACAAAUACAUGGCCAAGUAUGCAGGGAAAGAUUCUUUCCACCUUCGAGUCCGGGUUCACCCUUUCCAUGUUCUGCGUAUCAACAAGAUGCUUUCAUGUGCUGGUGCUGAUAGGCUUCAGACAGGCAUGAGGGGUGCUUUUGGGAAGCCACUGGGAACUUGUGCUAGAGUCAACAUUGGUCAAGUGCUUCUGUCCGUUCGUUGCAGGGACCACAACGGCCACCAUGCUCAGGAGGCUCUGCGCCGUGCUAAAUUCAAGUUUCCCGGUCGCCAGAAGAUCAUUGUCAGCAGGAAGUGGGGAUUCACCAAAUUUAGCCGCGCUGAGUAUCUGAAGUUCAAGUCAGAGAACCGAGUUGUGCCAGAUGGAGUCAAUGCCAAGGUUCUUGGGUGUCAUGGACCUUUGGCUUUGCGAGAGCCUGGAAGAGCUUUCUUGCCUGCUAAUGUAUAAGGAUCAUUUUACCUGUAUGAGCCUCGCUGUAUAUAUAUAUAUGUCCUCGCUGAAUGUGUGUGUGUGUGUGUGUAAUGGUGUCCUCUUUCUCUGGGGUCUUGAUUACUGUAUGGACAGUAAUUCUAGUACUCGUGUCAGGUUGCAGUAUGUUACGUAAUUUCUGAUGAGGUGUGAUCGAAUAAUAAUGGGGCACAUGUGGAUGCCACUUUCCCCC